Messenger RNA from Drosophila bipectinata, 1959 nucleotides. It is a transcript of the gene ScpX, whose product is annotated as Sterol carrier protein X-related thiolase. Gene Ontology annotation, molecular function: acyltransferase activity, transferring groups other than amino-acyl groups. The record is from RefSeq and is a predicted model, not a curated record. Lineage: Eukaryota; Metazoa; Arthropoda; Insecta; Diptera; Drosophilidae.
AACACUAGUAGGGAAAUUAUUUUUAAACAGCAACAACUCUAUUUCGCGUCUGUUUUAAUUUUCUUGUUUGUCUAAGCACUAGGUGCAAUUUAAAAGUGCUUGUUAUACUAACUAAGUUGACCAUUUAAGCAGCAAAAUGACGAAAAACCGAGUUUACGUUGUCGGUGUGGGCAUGACCAAGUUCGAGAAGCCCGGUCGCAGAGCGGAAGUUUGUUACCCAGAUUUUGCAAAGGAAGCUAUUACCAAGGCUUUAAAUGAUGCGGGGAUCAAGUUCGAGGAAGUGCAGCAGGCGGUGGCUGGCUAUGUCUACGGAGACUCCACCUGCGGUCAGCGCGCCAUUUACGAAGUGGGUAUGACAGGUAUCCCCGUUUACAAUGUAAAUAACAACUGCUCCACGGGAUCGAGUGCUCUUUACCUGGCUAAGCAGAUUAUCGAGAGCGGAAACACGGACUGCGUGCUGGCAUUAGGUUUUGAAAAAAUGGAACGAGGAUCCCUCUCUUCAAAGUACUUCGACCGUGCUAAUCCCAUGGAGCGCCACAUCACCGAGAUGAGCGAACUGACCGAAAUCGGACCCGGACCAAUGGCUGCCCAAAUCUUUGGCAACGCUGGCAAGGAGCACAUGAAGAAAUACGGGACUAAACCCGAGCAUUUCGGAAAAAUUGCGUGGAAGAACCAUAAGCACUCCGUUAAUAAUCCCUACUCGCAAUUCCGCGAUGAGUAUACCCUGGAGCAGAUUAUGAAGUCGCCACAAGUGGUGGAAGGCGUUCUGACCAAGCUUCAGUGUUGCCCCACCUCCGAUGGUUCUGGAGCAGCCAUACUGGCAUCCGAGGCGUUCGUCCGACGUCACGGAUUGGAGAAACAAGCCGUGGAGAUCGUGGGCAUGGAGAUGGCCAGUGACCCGGAAUCAACGUUUGCCGACAAGAGCCUUAUGAAGAUUGCAGGCUACGACAUGACCCGCCUGGCUAGCCAAAGACUGUUUGCGAAGAGUGGCUAUAAGCCUCAGGAUGUACAGGUAGUGGAGCUGCACGAUUGUUUCUCUGCAAAUGAGCUUGUUACUUACGAGGCUCUUGGGUUAUGUGGAGAGGGCGAGGCUGGAGCCUUUAUCGACCGAGGAGACAAUACCUACGGUGGAAAGUUUGUGGUCAACCCCAGUGGAGGUCUUAUUUCGAAGGGACAUCCCCUUGGAGCCACUGGUCUAGCUCAGUGUGCCGAGCUCUGUUGGCAGCUACGGGGUUUAGCAGAGAAGCGUCAAGUGGCCAACGCCCAAUUGGCUCUGCAACACAACCUUGGUCUUGGUGGAGCUGUCGUAGUAGCGUUAUAUAGGCUGGGCUUUCCCGCUGCCAACAGUGUGCUGCGUAAUCUGACGGCUGCCACCAAGGCUGCCACUAGUGAAGAAGGUUUCAAGGUAGCACCACUUUUAAAGCUAUUGGAGCAAGCGAUGCAGGAGGACAAAGACAAUCUUAUUGAGAAGGUGCGUGCUAUAUACGGCUUUAAGGUGAACAACGGCCCCAACGGUCAGACAGGAUUUUGGGUAAUUGAUGCAAAGCAAGGCAAGGGCAAGAUCAUCUUUAACGGAACUCAAAAAUGCGAUGUUACCUUUAUAAUUAGCGAUGAUGAUGUCUUCGAACUGCUCACUGGCAAGCUCCCGCCGCAAAAAGCCUUUUUUCAGGGUAAGAUCAAGAUUCAAGGCAACAUGGGUUUUGCUAUGAAACUGAUGGAUCUCCAACGCUCAGCUCAGGGAAGAAUUGAAGAGCUGAGGUCGAAGCUGUAGAUCGUUAUGGUCUUGUAUAUUUUUAUGGCCCUGGACAGGUUAAAUAACAUUUUUAUGCAGCAUUCUUACUAUAUUUGUAUUCAUGACAGAAAGUGGAAAGAUACGAAUAAAGAUACGUUUUUGGUUUUUUUAUUAUUCCUCAAAUAAAUUUUACCAUGUUAUGAAUUAAAAUGUAAAAGUACGAAGUA